This is a messenger RNA of Gavialis gangeticus (Gharial), 4001 nucleotides long. It is a transcript of the gene ANKRD24, whose product is annotated as ankyrin repeat domain 24. Gene Ontology annotation, molecular function: actin binding. NCBI's taxonomy places the organism in Eukaryota, Metazoa, Chordata, Crocodylia, Gavialidae. The record is from RefSeq and is a predicted model, not a curated record.
GGAGGUGGGGGGCUGCGGAGCUGGGCAGCAGAGGGGAGGUCUGGAGCAGAUGGAUGGAUGGCCGCCCGGCAGCUCCUGGACACCAUGAAGCAGAUCUGCCUGUGCGCCGCAGCCUCCUUCGCGAGCCAGGACUGGAGCAAGAAUGAUGAGAAGCUCCUGCAGGCCGUGGACUAUAAUGAUGCCGAGCGCGUCACCACCCUGCUCGUGCGGAAGGGCCUCAUCCCCACCAAGCUGGACUCGGAGGGCAAAUCCGCGUUCCACCUGGCCGCCACGAGAGGGAACGUGGAUUGCCUGGAGGUGAUGCUGGCUCAUGGGGUGGAUGCCAUGACCAAAGACAGCUCCGGGUACAAUGCGCUGCAUUUGGCAGCCAAACACGGCCACCCACAGUGUGUGAGCAAGCUGCUGCAGGCACCCUGCCCGGUGGAUGUGGCUGACGGCUGCGGGCGGACAGCGCUUCAUCAUGCAGCUGUCAGCGGCUGCAUCUCCUGCUCUGAGAUCCUCUGCGAUUUCAAGGCCUCCUUGAAUAUCAAGGACAAGGAUGGCUUGACCCCCCUGCUCCUUGCAGCCAAGAUGAGCCACUCGGAGCUGUGCCGCUACCUGCUGCACCGCGGAGCCUCGGUGAACAGCAGAGACCAGCAGGGCAGGACUGCGCUGAUGCUGGCCUGUGAGCAUGGCAGCGUGGAGACGGUGGAGGUGCUCAUCCAUGCUGGGGCGCGGGUCACCACGGUGGAUGCCAUGGGCCACGACGCAAUUCACUACAGCACAGCCACAGGCAACGCUCUGAUCCAGCACUACCUACAGGAUGCCACUCAGCGCCGGUCCUGGGCCAGUGAAGAGUCUUCGAUGGAUCAGCUCUCCCAGACGUCUUCGACCAGCCAGCCUCUGUCCAAGGACAAGAACAGCACCCCGCGGAAGAGGAAGGCCCCCCCACCUCCCCAGUCUGCCCUCAACCAGGAGGACAGGGAGGCCUAUGAGGAGAUCGUGCGGCUGCGGCAGGAGCGGGCCCAGUUCCUGCAGAAGAUCCGGAGCCUGGAGCAACAGCAGGAGAAGCAGAAGCAGAACACAGGCUGGGGAAGGCAGGAAAUGGAGGAUGGCUCCCUGCGCUCCAUGGAGAAACAGGUAAAGGACCUGCAGAAGCAGCUGGCCGAGCGCGAGGGUGAGAAGGCACAUCUGGGGAAGGAGGUGGAGGCACUACGGAGCCGCCUGUCGUCGCUGGAGAACGAGAAGGAGAACACGAGCUAUGACAUAGACACGCUGCAGGACGAGGAGGGCGACCUGCUGGAGUUCCCAGGGGCAGAGGUGCUGCUGUCCAAGAAGACGAUGAGCCUGUCCACAGAGGAGCUGCUGGCCACACUGGAGGACCAGGUGCAAACCCUCACGCUGCAGAACAAGGAGCUGCAGGAGAAAAUCCAGAUCCUGGAGAACUAUGAGAGGGACGAGAGUGACCUAGACCCCUCGGGGGACUUCAUCCCCGUCCUGUUGUAUGACUCGCUGCGGGCUGAGUUCGAGCACCUGAAGGGGCAGCACGCUGAUGCACAGGCCACGCUGCAGAUGCUGGAAGGUGGCAAGACCCCCGGGGCUGCUGGCCAGCCUGGCACGGGAGCCGGCCUGGAGCAGCUGAAGGCCAAGUACGAGGCGAAGAUCCAAACCCUGGAGGAGGCGCUGAGGAAGGCAGUGAAGGGCCAGGCUGGGGCCGAGGAGGAAGGGACUGGCAGGGAGCGAGGCGAUGGCGACGAGGGCCUAAGGGCAGCAGCUGGGUCAGCGCUGGCCAAGGAGCUGGCCCAGACCCGGGAGAAAUACGAGGCAGCCUUGGCCGAGGUGCAGCGCCUGCGGGAGCAGAUUCAGCUGGGCAUCUUGUCAGUGGAGGACCAGGACAGUGCUGAGGCCAUGGACAGCUCCCUCAGCGAGCUAGAGACUGUGCGGGUGGCACUGCACAAAGCCCAAGAGGACCUGAGGGCCAAGGAGUGGCGGGUCAAGGACCUGGAGGGGCGUCUGGAGAGCCGGGCAGGAGCUGCCAGCCCGACCUGCUCCAUGGGGGAGACUGACGCCAACCUCAGCCAGUCACUGGAGGAGGCAGCCAAGGAGAAAGCGGCGCUGCUGGAGCGGUGCCGGCGGGCCGAGGCAGCCGUGGAGGAGCUGAGGAGGAACGUGGAGGAGAAGAGCCGUGACUUCCAGCGGGCAGUGGGCCCGGCAGAUGGGCGACGGCUGGAGGAGGAGAACCAGGAGCUGCAGCAGCAGCUGGGUGAGCUGAUGCGGCAGCACGGUGAGGUGAAGGCCCAGCUGGGGCAGCUGCGUGAGGCUCUGGCCCACAAGGACCAGGAGCUCGGGGCCCUCAAGGAGCAGCUGGCCGCCAAGCCCGUGUCACUGCAGGAGCACGAGGACGUAGUGGACCGGCUGAGCACCUCGCUGGCCCGUGCCAACCAGCAGCUGCAGGAGCUGCGAGAGGAGCACAGCACCAGUCAGCGCGCGCUGGCCCAGCUGCAGAGGGAGGCAGACGGUGCCCGGCGGGACUCAGUGCCCCGAGCCGAGCACAUCCGCACCACAGCUGCACUGGAGGGCAGCUUGCAGGAGAUCAUGGGCAGGGCCCAGCAGCUGGAGCGGGAGCUGGCAGCCAAGGGCAAGGAGGCGGCACAGCUGCGGGGGGAGCUGGCCAGCGCACGGGAGGGCGCGGUGCCACGGGCAGAGCAUGAGCGGGUGCGCAGUGGCCUGCAAGCCGAGGUGACCGCUCUGAGCCAGAAGCUGAGUGAGCUGGGCCGCAAGCAUGAGAAGACGUGUGCCGAGGUCUUCCAGGUGCAGCGCGAGGCCCUGUUCAUGAAGAGCGAGAAGCACGCAGCCGAGGGCCAGCUGGCCACCGUGGAGAAGCAGCUGCAGAGCCUGCGGGCCGAGUCUCAGCGCGUCCAGGAGCUGCACCGCCACAUCGAGGACUCAGCACGCCUCGUCAAGGACAAGGACAGGAAGAUCACGGAGCUGUCAAAGGAAGUCUUCAAGCUGAAGGAGGCAUUGAACGGGCUGUCAGAGCUGCCCACCAAAGCAGGAACCCUGCCAAAGGCACAGCAGGGCCAGCUGGAGGCAGGGGUGCUGCAGGGCAGGAUCAAGGCCCUGGAGGAGAAGCUGGCGGACACGGAGAGGCACCACAGCAAAGUGGUCUCACUGUAUCGGGGGCACCUGCUCUAUGCCGUUCAGGAGCUGGCACCGCAGGCCGGAGGACUGGUGGAAGGCCCCCCUGCGGGGUGGACAGGCGCCGGCAUGGCCCUGCUGGGCAGAAGGUCACUCACGUGGAACGCCGGAGCCCCCGAGUCAUGUGUGUGCGUGUGCGUGUGCGUGUGUGCACGCGUGCCCGCCGGCUUAGGCAUGUGCAACGCCUGCCUCCUCUGCUGUGGUCUGCCGCAUGGUGAAGAGCAGGCCUGUAUGGGGCCGUGGCUGUGUGUGCUUCUGCAGGGAGACCUCCAUCUGAGCCCCCCCCGCUCCCCAGGCCAGAUCCAGGACCCCAGCCCUGAACCCCCCCAACCCUAAACGCCAGGGCAGAGGCCAGAUUUGCCUCUCCGAGCCUGUGAUAGCAGGUGUAGGGGCUGGCUGUGCCCCUGACGCUGGCUGGGCUGGGGGCCGGAGCAAUGCCCACUCCAGGGCAGGGGGCCGGGCUCUGGCCAGCUCCGUGAGCACCUCUUCCUUCUGGGAAAUGGCUGUGUCUGGUGCCUGCAGCGAUGGCUACCUCUGGGACCAGCGAUGUCCUGCCCUGACUCAGCUCCUGGGGCUGGCAGUGGGGCUGAGCCAGGACAGACAUCUCCUGUGGCCCCCGGCUUGGGGGAGGCUGGUGUGACCCCCAUCUCCUUACAGGGCCACAUGGACGAAGAUGUGCAGAGGCUCCUGGGCCAGAUCCUGAAGAUGCAGCGACUGCAGGAGCAGGGCAGAUGAGCACUGUGGGGUCAGCGAUCCCAGCCCGGCUCUUGGAGCCUGGGCAGGGACACCCCAAGCCAGACAAUGGUGGAUUCACACAUGGGACU